CCACACAAAAGAGCCCGGACUAAUUUGGAAAUAGUCGCGACGGCUCUUGAGAGUAACUCGCGCCACUCAGUGGUUAAUGUUUCUCUUUCACGCGUGUGCGUGUAUCAAGCCAGUUUCCCCGGUGUUUUUUGUUACUUCAUUUAAUAUUUUCAAAUUAGUAUAAAUUAUUAUUCUUCUCGUAAAGAGAUAAAAGUAAAAACGCGAGGAUAAAGUAACGAGUGGCGUCCCUCGUUGUUCGGGGGAUCGUGCAGUAAAGGCUUAAAACUAAGUAAAUAGUGUGUUACGUUCUUGUGAAAUUAGCAAUGCCGAGAUUUCAGAAGAUUGAAAUAAACAGAACGGAAUGGGAGGUACCUGAUCGUUAUCAGAUGCUAACGCCAGUUGGCUCGGGUGCUUACGGUCAAGUUUGUUCUGCUCAGGAUACUGUUACCAGUCAAAAAGUGGCAAUAAAAAAACUGGCCAGACCUUUUCAAUCAGACGUUCACGCUAAGAGAACAUACAGAGAGCUGAGAAUGCUAAAGCACAUGAAUCAUGAGAAUGUAAUUGGUCUACUAGAUGUGUUUCACCCGUCGUCAUCCUUGGAAGAUUUCCAACAUGUCUAUCUUGUCACGCAUCUAAUGGGUGCUGAUCUCAAUAAUAUUGUGAGGACGCAAAAACUCUCUGAUGAUCAUGUACAAUUUUUGGUUUACCAAAUUCUAAGAGGACUCAAAUAUAUUCACUCUGCAGGAAUAAUUCACAGGGACCUUAAACCAUCCAAUAUAGCUGUUAACGAAGACUGUGAAUUGAAAAUUUUGGAUUUUGGUUUGGCAAGACCAACAGAAAAUGAAAUGACAGGAUAUGUUGCCACAAGGUGGUACAGAGCACCGGAAAUAAUGCUGAAUUGGAUGCACUACAGUCAAACAGUCGAUAUUUGGUCCGUUGGCUGCAUUAUGGCUGAAUUGCUGACCGGAAGAACAUUGUUCCCUGGCACCGAUCACAUUGACCACCUAACACGAGUUCUAGUGCUUUGUGGUACGCCCACAGAAGAGACUUUAAGCAAAAUUACCAGCCAAGAGGCGAGGAAUUACAUUCAAAGUUUACCACCUCUGAAGAAGAAGAACUUCAAAGAUGUUUUCCGUGGGGCUAAUCCACUCGCUAUCAAUUUACUGGAGAUGAUGUUGGAGCUGGAUUCAGAAAAACGUAUAACAGCUGAACAAGCAUUGGCUCAUCCUUAUCUGGCCCAAUACGCAGAUCCCACAGACGAGCCGGUCUCGUUACCCUACGAUCAAAGUUUCGAAGACAUGGAUCUGCCGGUGGAGAAAUGGAAAGAGCUUAUUUAUCACGAGGUCGUUAAUUUCGUUCCUCAGCAAAUACCCUCGAUGUCAUCGACCGAGGACACGAAUUCUUAACGUGCAUAAAAAUCAUUUUUCGUUUUUCUCUAUCGAGAUGGAAAUAUAAGCGCGGCCGUAAAAUAAUGUUUAUACGAUUGAGAGGAAACGAAGAUGAUGAUUUUUUUUAAAAUAAUAUAUAUAAAUAUAUUAAUACCCUAGGCAGUUUCGUAUCACCGUACAAAAAUGAAGAAGGGUGUGCUGCACCGAGUGAAGUUAUCGAGUUUUUUUUUUCGAAGCGUAAAAUCGUGAAUGAUCAAAUGAAUGUUUAUAAAGUCAAAUUGUUUUAAAAAAAUUUCUCGAAUUCAUAGAUUCAUUCCUGUGCUAAUUUCCAGAUCAGUUGAAUAAUAACAUAACAUUUGCUGCUUGAUAUAAAAAGUGAAGAUUCUUACCGUAGAAAUAUUUUGCUACGGUCGUGAUAUUGAAUUGAAUAUUUUUUACACAAAUUUUCCAGAUCAUCGAGAUUCACAAUUUAUUUUUCCCAUUAUUUUCAAGUGAAUCUGCCCCAAGAAGAUUCAGAACUGUACAUAUUCGAUAGACGUAGGAUAGACAAAUUUAUUCGAGCUUAUAUAUGAAUUAUAACUCUAUUUUUCGUUUAUCAUUGUUUUUUGGAAAUAUAUAGUGUAUAUUUUUUAAUACAAGUAAAAGAGCGAGAGAAAAGGGAAAGAGAGAGAGAGAAGAGAAAUGUGAUCGUUGGCACGAUUCUACGUAAGAUUGUUAAAUCUUUUGACGCAUGUUUCUUUUUUGUUCGUUUAAUGUAUUUUCAUACAUAAAUGAAAAAUGAUUUUUAUCGUUGCCGAAAUUGUGUACCAUGUACACUCAUUUACAUAGAUGGCUCAUUAAAACCUUCUGCUCUAGUCGACGUGAAUUGUCCCAACCACCCCCGGCCUUCUGCCCUCACUACUCACCCUAUCAAAACAUGUAUUCUGUUCGAAUGUGUUUUAUUCGAAAGAAUUUUUUCCCGUUCCAAUAAUUGUAUUGCAGAAAUCCAAUCGUUCAUCGAUAUGAAAUUCAAAAGCGACAUUUUACAAAAACACGCACAACAAAAUAUAUCACAGAAUUGAUAAUUCGGUACUAGAUAAUUCAACAAAAAUCAGCUGCUCAUUAUAAAAAACCUCGUUACGUUAUUAUUGGAUCUGAUAUUCAUGAAAAACUAGAUAAUUUUCCAAAAUUCAGGAGAUUAUUUUGUUAGUUGUCACUGCAAAAAAAAAAAUAUAUCCGUAGUCAUUUAACAAAACAAGGAAAACCUGUCGCAACGGACUGAUGAGUACCGUACAAAAAUAUGUAACAAUAUUGUUGAUAGCUAACCAAUAUUUUCGAGACCUGGUUGUUCGGCCUAUCGGUUUUCUUACCCAAUUUCAAGGGCUAGUUAUUUCCUGCUGGUUUACAGGAAAAAACUAGUUUCGGUGCCCAUAUCUUUCAGGUCUCAACAAAGUAGAUUCGCCCUUGAUAAGCUGGUUUGAGCAGAUCAAUGUUAACCCUUCUUACGAUGAAUUAGUUCUAUCUGAGAAUCAGAUUGGAAUGGUUGAGCAACACUAGUCAUUCCAGGCAAAACUAGUUUGAUUUCAUCGAUACUGAAAAUUACUUCUUGACGAAAUGGACAAUUUCGAACGAAUUUAUUUUCCCGGGGCAAAAAGAUUUCAUUGCAAGGGCGAAAAGUUUCUUGAACCAAAACUAGUCGAUCUUGAUUGCAACCUUGAAUUCGAUCAAAAGUUAUUCCGACUAGUUUGGUAUAGAAGAGCUAGACUGCUCAAAAGGGCCUGAAAGAAUUUAGGAUCAAGAUUAUCCUAAUGAAACCGUGUUUUGACUCCAUAACAUAUAUUCACUGAUUUGUCUAGAACGAAUGUACACAAUUACAUACGUACGUUUAUUUUGAUUAAGUUUAUAAUAAAAAUCACUCGAAUUGUAGCGAUGGUUAUUUUUUUUUUUUCCAAGGCAGAGUUGUAUUCGAAUAAAAUAGUAGAAGUACA
Molecule: messenger RNA, 3334 nt
Organism: Venturia canescens
Lineage: Eukaryota; Metazoa; Arthropoda; Insecta; Hymenoptera; Ichneumonidae
Product: mitogen-activated protein kinase p38b-like
Exons: 9
Coding region: 303-1385 (360 amino acids)
Biological process (GO): protein phosphorylation; intracellular signal transduction
Cellular component (GO): nucleus; cytoplasm
Molecular function (GO): MAP kinase activity; ATP binding
Source: RefSeq, a predicted model, not a curated record